Messenger RNA from Aplysia californica (California sea hare), 1548 nucleotides. Its product is annotated as solute carrier organic anion transporter family member 74D-like. The transcript has 9 exons. The coding region runs from base 1 to 1548 and encodes 515 amino acids. Gene Ontology annotation, biological process: sodium-independent organic anion transport; transmembrane transport. Gene Ontology annotation, cellular component: membrane. The record is from RefSeq and is a predicted model, not a curated record. Lineage: Eukaryota; Metazoa; Mollusca; Gastropoda; Aplysiida; Aplysiidae.
AUGAGCGAGAGUCACGACAGAGCAACGCAGGGCAGGAACGCGGAGAACGGUGACGUCACAAUGAACAACGGCAACGCUGAUGACGAGGACACCAACCCUCGUGACGUGGAGAAAGCUUCACGUUUGGAGGAGCAUCCUGUGUUUGUUGAGGACAACGAUGAUAAUGAGUACGAUGCGAACUUCUUCGUCGGUGGGGAUGUUAUCGAGGUGUCAACUGACGAUGUGGAGACCCGAUGUGGUGUGUUUGGAUGCCGGCCUGAUUUCCUCCAGCCGCUGGCCAAAGUUGGAUGUUUUGCCGGGAUGUACGGGUUUUCGGGCCUUGUGACCUCCACGCUGUCUGUGUACGUCAACUCACAGGUGACCACCCUCGAGCGGCAGUUCGGCUUCAACUCCAACCAGACAGGACUCAUCAUGGCUGCCAAUGACGUAGGCUACCUUCUGUGUGUCCUGUUUGUCAGCUACCUCGCUUCCAGACUGCACAUCCCAAAGGCUUUAGGAAUCAUGACCAUCGUGUUCGGUAUUUCCGGUCUGAUUUGCUGCCUGCCCCAUUUUAUAUUUGGAGCCACCCUGAACGAAGGCAGAGCAACAAGCGUGGCUCCUCCCAAUAUGACGUCAUCCUUUCUUGAGCCGAAGGGUCGAGCGCAGUUCUUUGGAGACCUCUGUAUUUCUGGAAACCUCACUGAGGAUCGUUGUAUGGAAAAGAAAGGAUCUGAGGAAAGCGACAAGGCGGCCGGUCGAGGGAAGGACGACGUGGCGACCAUCUCCCUGGUCAUCAUCUUUAUCGGCAUGAUGGUGCAGGGCUUCGGCAAGGCGCCCAGGAAUUCCUACACGGUCACCUACGUGGACGGGAACACAAAGAGGACCAAAACCGGAUUCUAUAUGGGGAUUAUCAUCACAGUGGGUAUUCUUGGACCAGCUUUGGCCUUUCUGAUUGGUGGAGUCUUCACUCGGAUCUACGUCACUCUCGAAGCCACCGACCUUCACCCCAAGCACCCCCAGUGGAUCGGCGCCUGGUGGCUUGGCUACAUCGUCUUCGGCCUGCUGGCCUUUGUUGUCUCCCUCCCUCUCUUCUGCUUCCCGAGGAAACUGCCCAGGAACAAGCCCAGGAUCGACCCCAUGGCCAAGCCCACGGAGAAAAGGAACAAAGAUGAGUCCAAUGAGUUGAUGAUGCUGGGCACCGGUUCGAACAAGGACCCCAAACAACACGCUGAUCACCCUAAGGGGCCACUGGAAAGUAUCAUGUGGUACUUGAAAGACUUCUUGUCGAUGUGUCUCCGGCUGUGGACGAAUCCUGUCUUCGUCUCCGUCUCCUGUGCCGCCUGUUUCCUCUUGUUCGUGGUCAGCGGAUCCUCUGCAUACAUGCCCAAGUAUCUGGAGACUAUCUUCGAUCUGCCGGCAUUCAAGGCAAACUACAUUAUGGAACCCCCCUCGAGUGUGAGGGUAAUUGCACUUGCAAAGAUGAGAGUUUUUACCCUAUUUGUGGAGACGACGGAAGGACCUAUUACUCCCCUUGCUUUGCCGGCUGCUCGGAGUAUCAAGAAGGAGUAG